AUGAAGCAGCGAGGUGCUUCCUCUUUCCCUUCCUCUUCUGUAGCUUCUCUUUUUCUGCUCUCCGGCCCGGGCUUUAACGGUUCUGUCGCCGUGUUUCAGGCAAGCCUGCGCACACCGGAGCUGACCUGGGAGAGGGUGAGGUCCCAGGUGGACCACGUCAUCUGGCCGGACGGGAAAAGGAUAGUCCUCCUGGCGGAGGGCCGCCUGCUGAACCUGAGCUGCUCCACCGUCCCCACCUUCGUGCUCUCCAUCACCGCCACCACGCAGGCUCUGGCUUUGAUAGAGCUGUACAACGCUCCCGAGGGCCGCUACAAGCAAGACGUCUACUUGCUGCCUAAGAAGAUGGACGAAUAUGUGGCGAGUCUCCACCUCCCGACAUUCGACGCGCACCUGACAGAGCUCACCGACGAGCAAGCCAAGUACCUGGGGCUGAACAAGAACGGGCCCUUCAAACCCAACUACUACAGGUAUUAAAGUUCCUGCCGCCGUGGCCAGAACCAUAAGGAACGAGAACCCAAGUCUUUUCUCAACUACUGUACAGGAUGAAACCGUGCAAGCUUCCUAAGUUAGAGCCGGGCUUGCUCAUGUAGUAGACAGUGUGUUAGGUUAUUUAUUUAUUAAAUUAGAAUACUGUA
Oxyura jamaicensis (ruddy duck) is the source of this 635-nucleotide messenger RNA. It is a transcript of the gene AHCYL2, whose product is annotated as adenosylhomocysteinase like 2. The record is from RefSeq and is a predicted model, not a curated record. The transcript is spliced from 6 exons. NCBI's taxonomy places the organism in Eukaryota, Metazoa, Chordata, Aves, Anseriformes, Anatidae. Gene Ontology annotation, cellular component: cytosol. Gene Ontology annotation, biological process: L-methionine cycle. The coding region runs from base 1 to 474 and encodes 157 amino acids.